ACUUAAACACUGUUUUAUUUUAGAGCCAUGUUUGUAGUAUUGUUAUAUGAUUAAAGUACAAAGUUAUCACUCAAAUAAAACACCAUGGCUACUGGUACAGAUAAAGACCUUCUUAUCAAUAAAACUUCCCCCAAAAGUGAUUAUGCUGCAUCACAUACAUCAGUUCGUCUCUCAAGCAUUGUGGAUCAUGACCAGAACACCCUGGGACCUCAGCAACCAAAACUCUCAACAUUCUUUGGUGUUGUGGUGCCUUGUUGUUUAUCUAUGUUUAGUGUGAUCCUCUUCCUUAGAAUGGGGUUCAUAGUUGGUCAGGCCGGGAUGCUUGAAGGGCUGGCUAUGCUUCUACUUGCUUAUUCAAUCAUCGGGUUAACCGUGUUAUCUGUGUGUGCCAUAUCAACUAAUGGAGCCAUUGAAGGGGGAGGGGCUUACUUCAUGAUAAGCAGAGCAUUAGGACCUGAGUUUGGAGGCGCGAUUGGUUUGAUGUUCUUCCUUGCAAAUGUGGCUUCAACCGCACUCUAUGUGUUUGGGUUAGUGGAAGCAAUGCUGUCUUUCUUUGGCCCUGAAGGUCAAUUGCAACCAAAUAUAUUCCCGAAGGGUCAGUGGUGGAGUUAUUUAUACGGCUCAAUUAUUCUCCUUGUGUGUCUGGUUGUUUGUGUGGUUGGUGCGGAUAUCUACGCCAAAACUACUUUCCUUAUAUUUGUGGUUGUUAUGGUUUGCAUUGCGUCAAUAUUUAUAAGUUUUCUUGCGAAACCCACCUUUGUAUUGAAGAGCAAUGUCACCAUGGUGCACAUGAAUGUAUUACAUGAAUGUAAUGCCACUAAUGUGACUUACACAAGCUUCAGUGAAAAAACAUUUCGGGAAAACUUGGGAUAUGAUUGGACGAUAGACUACACAACAUUAAAGAUGCAAAACUUUGUCAUUGUGUUUGCUGUCUUGUUUAAUGGUUGCACAGGUAUUAUGGCGGGAGCAAAUAUGUCAGGUGAUUUAAAAAACCCAAGUCGUUCCAUCCCAGUGGGAACGAUAUCUGCUUGUCUCAUAACGUUCGUUGUAUAUAUGGCACUUAUUGUACUUAUUAGUGCUACUACUCCAAGGUCAAUUCUUCACUGCAACUACAGUUUCUUACUCACCAUCAACUUAUGGGGUCCGUUUAUCGCGAUUGGGGUGUUUGCAUCCUCGCUCUCUGCUGCCCUCAGCUGCUUGAUUGGAGCGUCAAGGAUAUUAUUCGCUCUUGCCCGAGACGAUUUGUUUGGAAUCAUCUUACGUCCAAUGACAAAAUCUACAAGUUCAGGCAACCCAAUAGUAGCCGUGUUAUUCUCAUGGUUUCUUGUGCAGAUGACUUUAUUUGUUGGCCAGUUGAACACCAUAGCUCCCAUAGUCACAAUAUUCUUCCUUAUUUCUUACGCAGCAACUGAUCUUGCUUGUCUUGCAUUGGAAUGGGCGUCAGCUCCUAACUUCAGGCCAACAUUCAAGUUAUUCACAUGGCAUACAUGCGUGCUUGGGUUCAUCAGUUGUGUAAUCAUGAUGUUUCUUAUACAAGCCUUGUACACCUCAGUUAGUGUGGUUGUGUUGAUUAUUCUGUUGAUCAUCAUCCACUAUAGAGUUCCUACUUCAUCGUGGGGUUAUAUCAGCCAAGCUCUUAUUUUCCAUCAGGUUCGUAAAUACAUGUUAAUGUUGGACGUACGCAAGGAACACGUUAAGUUUUGGAGACCUCAGAUUCUGCUUAUGGUUAAAAACCCACGAAGUUCUUGUCAGCUGAUUGAGUUUAUUAAUUCAAUCAAGAAAUCAGGCCUGUACGUCCUCGGCCACGUAAGUAUUGGCAGCUUGUCUGAGAUGGAGAGCGACAUCUUGAAACCCCAAUACAACCAUUGGUUGAAUCUUGUGGAUGAGAUGGGGGUCAAAGCAUUUGUGGAACUCACGUUGUCAAAGUCGGUUAGGGAGGGAACGGAACACUUGUUGCGAAUAUCUGGUCUUGGAGGAAUGAAACCAAACACUUUGGUUCUUGGGUUCCAUGAUAAUUUACCUCAGAAAGAUACUUUCAAAGACCUUGGGAUAUUCAAAGGAGGCCAUAGUAGGACUGGUUCCAGCAUUGCUUCCAUCAUCUCACACGACCAACCAAUUGAAGAAGAUGACGCGUUCGAUUCUGGAAGCUUCUUUCCCGAUGUCGUAGAAACCGAUGACUCGGGAAAACUAGCAACUGUUGAUUACGUUGCAAUUAUUGCUGAUGCCAUAAAACUGCAGAAGAAUGUUUGUCUUGCUAGAUAUUUUAAUCAGCUUGACAAAACAAGCAUGGCACAGGACAAAGCCAAGGUUCAUUACAUCGAUGUUUGGCCCGUCAACUUUCUCACUCAUAUUGUGGAUAGAAGGAAUAACUCAGAAGCCAGUACCUCGGCUUUCCGCACCACAUCCUCAUCUUUCUUCGACACUACUUGUGUCUUCCUGAUGCAGAUGGCUUGCAUCCUUAAUAUGACUCCUUUCUGGAAGAAUCGAACAAAGUUGAGGAUCUUCCUUUUCACCGAAACAUCUGAUGACUCUACUGCUCCCGGUGACGAGGAAUUGGAGGAGUUUCUUAAAACUGUCCGCAUCAAAGCUGAGAUAAAACCCGUCAAGUGGGGUGAUGUGGCGACAUCCAGUGACCAAACCGCAACGAAUCCGCAAAGCAAUUAUUCCGAUACGCUAAAAAAAAUAAAUUCUCUCAUACGUUCACAACACUCAAGUACAGCAGUUACAUUCCUCUAUCUACCAACCCCACCCAUGAGCAUGGAUCAGUGUGUGGAUUACAUUGACAUGUUAACGCAGAUUAGUGACAACCUCGGCCCAACCCUAUUUGUCCAUGGUCUCUCCCAUGUUAUUUCAACUACUUUGUGAUGUCAUAGUCACCUUUUAUGAGACAUGAAUGCUGCGUAUUGUGACAUAUUACCUGCUGUGGCCUGUACCCAAAGUGCAAUUAGAAAUAUUAGCCAUAUUCAAGCAACUGGUAUUUUGUUAAAAAUGUUUAACUUAAUAUUUUAUAAAGACCAACAAUCCUCUGGCAUGUGGGAUACCUCAUCAAAGUUUGUGUUAAUAACAACUUAAUGCUAAACAGUUUCCCAAACAUAAAUUGAUAAAGCAUAUUUUUUGCAACAUCAGCAAACAUUAGGCAUAUUUGUAAUUGAAAUCAGUAUACUAAAUUAUGCAUGCAUAUGCUGUAUGCAUAAGAUGUUUACUAAGUUUACCUUUUUCUCUGUACAGCUUAAUAAUAUGAAACAGUCAUAAAUAUCAUUUAUUCAUUCAUCUUAAAAUCAGGAUAUAUGAACAACAUUCUUGUUUUAGGGAUCUUUUGAAUAUUUAUUUUUGUCCUGUGAAUAUUUCUUUGUGCAAUAAGCUGCUUGCAGCGGCAUUCAUGGUUACUGUUAAUAUUAGUAGCAUAUGUGCAUACAUAAUACAGUUGAUUGGGUAAGAUGGUUCAUGUUUUCGCUCACUAUCGUUUAAUGUGUUGGUAAACUGAGAGUAUUUACAGAAUCAUAUAACCCAAUUCUCAUAGCUGUAAAUAAUUAGGAACUUGUGAAAUUAUUUGCUAACAGUAUCCAUCUUACACCGCCCUUCUGAACAAUAUAAGUGCAAAAGUAAAACAAUAGCAUCAAACUGUGUAAUCGCAGUAAUUGUAAAUUAAUGUUUAUCUUACCCUAAUGUGCUGACUUUGUUGAUUACCAAGAUAGUUCAUUUUUUUGUUUAGACAUCAUUUCAUUAUAAAAUCUGCAAUUAAAUAAAAUCUGGUUAAUUUUAAGACUGAUCAAAACUUUUUUGUGUUAUUGAGUGCCCUGAAUUAAUACAAGUGAUUCAAGAAUAA
Ciona intestinalis (vase tunicate) is the source of this 3826-nucleotide messenger RNA. The record is from RefSeq and is a predicted model, not a curated record. Lineage: Eukaryota; Metazoa; Chordata; Ascidiacea; Phlebobranchia; Cionidae.